Molecule: messenger RNA, 1791 nt
Organism: Closterium sp. Naga37s-1
Lineage: Eukaryota; Viridiplantae; Streptophyta; Zygnematophyceae; Desmidiales; Closteriaceae
Source: the annotation of a GenBank genome assembly
AUGAUUCUAAGCGGCGGCCACGGAAUGGACGGGGAGAAAGGGUCGGACGGUGGGGAUACGAGAGACGGCGCGUCUAAUAUGAGACGAGCCGCCACGGAUUUGCCACGUACCAAGUCGCCCUACACCCGGCGGUCCGCGUACCUGACGGCCCGGCAACGCGUGGCCGUCGCGUCGAGAUUUUACAACGAGCUGAAGCGGAAUACGCUAGUGGGGGAGGACUACAAGGUGCAGAUCCACACGGAUAACUUCCCUCGGGAACUCCAGGAGGAGUUUCUGCACAUGUUCGCGCAGCCGCAGGACCAGGCGGGCAGAGAGGGCGAGAUUAUUGCGCCGCGCGCGGCGGAGAGCGUGGGGAAGCUGAACAUCUGCAUACUGAUCGUGGGGACCCGCGGGGACGUUCAACCGUUCAUCGCCAUUGGUCAGAAACUGAAGGUGCGGCGCACGGGGGAAAAGGGCGCGGAGGUGGGCUACGGGCACCGCGUGCGGCUGGCGUCGCACAGCAACUACCGCGACUUCGUCAUCGCGGGCGGGCUCGAGUUCUACCCCCUGGGCGGCGAUCCCAAGGUUCUCGCGGAAUACAUGGUGAAGAACAAGGGCUUCCUGCCAUCCAGCCGCAAGGAGGUGCUGCAGCAGCGGCGGCAGCUCAAGUCAAUCAUUUUCUCCACCUGGCCCGCCUGCACCCAGCCCGACCUCGCCAGCAAUGGCGCCCCCUUCCGUGCUGACGCCAUCAUUGCCAACCCUCCCGUGUACGGUCACGCCACAGUGGCAGAAGCACUGCAAGUGCCCCUCCACAUGUUCUUCACCAUGCCAUGGAGCAUGACGACAGAGUACCCCCACCCCCUGGCUGGCGAGAUGCAUGCCUACACAGGCUACGAGAACCAGCUAUCAUACGUGGUGGUGGAGGGGCUAAUGUGGCUGGGCGUGAGGGACUUUAUCAACAGUUUCCAUAAGAAGCUCAAGCUGCCGCCCAUCCCUCUGCGCAACCGCCCCAAGAUGCGCAUCCCCUUCGGCUACAUCUGGAGCCCCACCCUCGCCCCCAAACCGCAUGACUGGGGAAACCUGAUAGACGUGGUGGGGUUCUGCUUCCUCAACCUGGCAGAUCACUACUCGCCCCCGGCGCACAUCCAGCAGUGGCUUAACUCUGGCCAACCGCCUGUCUUCAUCGGCUUCGGUAGCCUGCCGGUAUCAGACCCCAAGGGUCUGACUCAGAAGUUUGUGGAAGCUCUAGAGCGCACAGGACAGCGCGGGAUACUGCAGGAGGGCUGGGGGGGGCUGGGCAAGAUGGAAACACCCAAUGAGAACGUGCUGGUGGUCGGCAACUGCCCGCACGACUGGCUCUUCCCUCGCUGCAGGGCCGUGGUGCAUCACGGGGGCGCCGGCACCACUGCUGCCGGGCUCAAGGCUGCGUGCCCCACCACCAUCAUCCCAUUCUUCGGAGACCAGCCCUUCUGGGGGGCACGCGUGCAUGCAGCGGGGGUGGGUCCAGAGCCCAUCCCCAUCGGCUCACUCACGCUCGACAAGAUUGUAGCAGCCAUUGAUUUCAUGAUCCGAGAUGAGGUGGUGGCAGCAGCGAGAGAGCUAGCCGUCAAGAUAUCUAAAGAGGAUGGGGUGGACGGAGCAGUGGAGGCGUUUCACAAGCACCUGCCGCCGGGGUACCACUCCCAGGAGCAAUGCACACCGUGGCUCGAAGCCUCUCCCGGUGCGGACUACGGUUCAGACUGUUCCUGCUGGCCUUGGAGCUGUGGGGAUGCUGGUGAUGCGGAGGGGGAGGAGGAGGAAAAGAAGAGUUAG